GUAUACAGUGCGGAGUGUAACCGUGAUUAUCGAGUGUUAGAGUGUAGUGAACAACCAGCAAACUGUUUGCACCAACGGAAGAUAUGUUGACGAUGGAGACAGACCUCAAGGGAGGCAGCUUACACGGGAAUAUACCACCGCAUCAUUCCCUGCAAAAUUACGGAUCGUUAAGUGCGCUCAGUCAAGCCCCCAUGCACGGAUUAUCCCAGCAUCCGCAUCAGAUCCACCACCAACCACAAGGACCACAAAUCCACCACCAGCAUCAGCACCAAACCCAAAACCACCAUCAACAACAACCCCAACAGCAGCAGAACAACAACAAUAACAAUUCGUCGAAGGCGCAAAACAUGGAGAGGGUGAAACGACCGAUGAACGCUUUUAUGGUGUGGUCCAGGGGACAGCGAAGGAAAAUGGCUCAAGAGAACCCCAAGAUGCACAACUCGGAGAUAUCUAAAAGACUCGGUGCCGAAUGGAAAUUACUUAGUGAAACUGAAAAGCGGCCUUUCAUCGACGAAGCAAAAAGGUUACGUGCCGUGCACAUGAAGGAACAUCCCGACUACAAAUACAGACCGAGGCGUAAAACAAAAACGCUGCUCAAAAAAGAUAAGUACCCGUUAGGCGGUUCUACCUUAUUAUCGACAUCAGAUCCAUCUAGAACGACCCCGUCUUCGGCUCAGCAAGUAGCCGCUGCCAGGGAAAUGUACCAAAUGCCUAACGGCUACAUGCCCAAUGGUUACAUGAUGCACGAUCCUAGCGCGUAUCAACAACAGUAUCCUGGUACCAAUUACGCCAGGUACGAUAUGGGGCAGAUGCAGCACAAUUACAUGAACGGUGGAUACGGUUCUUAUGCAACAACGGUACCUAAUAGCGCGGGUUCUCCUUACGGGAUGCACCAAGCCGGUUCGUCGCACAGCCCUUCAGGUUCUAGUAUAAAAUCGGAACCUGUGAGUCCUAGUUCCGGUCUCCACACGCCAACACCCGGUGGAGGAAUUAAACGGGAGUACGCUGGUCAACCCCAGCAAGGCGAUUUAAGACAGAUGAUCUCUAUGUACCUGCCGACGGAUUCUGGUGUUCAACAUAUGCAGCACCAGUAUAGCAGUUCGCCAGAUCCGAUGACACAAGGACCUUUAGCACCUCUGACGCAUAUGUGAGAACCGCUUUUUGUGGCGCAAGACUUGGACGUGCCACCCUUGUGAAUUUUUUCUGUGUGUACAUAAAAAUACAUUUUUUAUUUUCUGUAUCGGAAUGUUUAGCGACGAUAUUGCGAUGUUGGAGGGAAUUUUUGGAGGUACCUAGUAUGAGCGUGGUGUUUGGAACAAAGAGACUGGUAAAAUGUAAGUCCUAAUUUUAUACACUGAUAAAAGAUAUUUCUUGAAAUGACAGCUGGAUAUGUAAACAUUUGAUUUCGUUUCUUUCUUAUUCUACAAUGUAGAAAUUGUUCAUUUGAAUUAUAAAAAUGUUUCCAAAAAAAGUUUCAAUAUGCUAAUCUACAAAAAUAUUAUAAUUUUGUGGUCAUAAAUCUCAAAGAAGCUAUUUAUGAGGUAUAUUUAUUGUUACCUCUAUUCUUUUUGUUUUGUUGUCUUAGAUGUUUAUUAUAAUAUAUACAGC
Psylliodes chrysocephalus is the source of this 1608-nucleotide messenger RNA. The record is from the annotation of a GenBank genome assembly. Lineage: Eukaryota; Metazoa; Arthropoda; Insecta; Coleoptera; Chrysomelidae.